AUGUCAGAUACUUUAGAGAAAGUUCUCUUAGAUUCCCGAGGAUUGCCAAUAGCAGGUUUGCCUUUACUAGAAUCUCUCAAUAUGAAUCUUUGUAGUUUAUGCCUCAGGUCUUCCACAUUAAAGGGGGAGCAGGUUUCCACUAAAAGAGGCCAGAACAUUCUGCGUGAAUCUUUGGUUAUCUUGAAUUUCCAAUUUAAUGAGAUGGACUGGGAUAAUGAAAGGCCGUCCUGUAGUGCUGAGGGCCCUAUGAGUGACCUUGAAAAGCUGGAGAUCAGAGAUGAAGACUGUGUAUCCAAGAUCUUAAUUAGUGAAAUGAACCAUCCAAGCCUUGAGUCUAUCAAACUUCAUGACAUGAAGGAACUUGUGGAAGUGGAUUUGAGAAUGAUAGAGACAUUAAGUUAUGUUGAGAUUACAAAUUGUAAAAAACUGGGAAGUGUGUUAGGAAUACCCAAUCUUGUAAAUCUUGUAGAAAUUGAAAUUUCUGGUUGUGGAAAGCUCGAGUUUGAGUACUUGUGUUUCAGUAGUAUGAGGUGUCUGGAGAGGAUAAAAUUUGAUAGAAAUGUGAUGCUGAAAUGCUUUGUGCUGAACGAUUGUCAAAAUUUAAAAACAGCACAGUUUUGUUGUCAAAAGCUUGUAGAAUUAAGCAUCCGUGACUGUCCUGAGAUCGUGGAGAUCCCAGCUUUUGUAGGUCCAAGUUGCCUCAAGAGGAUUUUAAUUGAUAGAUGUGGAAAGUUAGAAUAUCUCCAAUUGAAUGGUUGUCAUAAUUUGAAGAGUGUGUCAGGUAACUUUGAGAUUAGACGGUUGUGUAUUAGUGAUUGUCCUGAGCUGGAGGAAUUGCCAGAUCUUGCCACACUCAUCAGUCUGUCUCUACAAAGAUGCAAAGAUUUGCAAAUUGUAGCAGGAAUCUGUGACCAUAUGGAGCUUAGAGAGCUAAUUAUUAGCGACUGUCCAGAGCUUGAGGAGUUGCCAAAUCUUUUCAGACUGAGCUACUUGGAGAGAAUUGUCAUCGACUCCUGUGAGAAUCUACAUAGCAUAUCAGGCAUUGAAGACCUCCAUCUACCAAAAUAUAUGAAACUUUGUUACUGCAGCAAUGCAGUAAUACGGAAUUGCAUUCAUAAGUUGAAGGGUGUCCCAUCGGAGGUAAUGUAUAUGCUUGGAAAACCAGUGGACGGAGCAGAGUCCUCUUUAAAUGAAUAUCUGUUUUCUGAUGCUAACAUUGGCGUCGAUGGAGUGAUUGAAAGUGGUGCUUGUCCAAACUGGUUAGAAUUGAGUUUCGUUAUUGGAUGCUUUGUUGUUGUGGUUGAUAGCCAUACUUCAGUAGAGGAUAUAAAUGCAUCACUUGAUCCCAACUAUGGGCUUAAGGUGCGUGAAGGAGAAUGGAUAAUUACAAUGGUAGCAUCUGCUAAUUUGACCUGUUAUUGUUGUCAUUAUAUGGAAAUUUCAAAUGCGCUGAGGAGGCAUGGAAUAAUGAAGAAGGGGUUUCGGUUGGAGGUGAAGAAAGGUGAAGAGGGGAAAAGUUUGAGUGUGCUACAUACAAUUGUUGAUACUUUAUAUUUAUGA
Messenger RNA from Cryptomeria japonica (Japanese cedar), 1560 nucleotides. RefSeq lists its product as uncharacterized. The record is from RefSeq and is a predicted model, not a curated record. Lineage: Eukaryota; Viridiplantae; Streptophyta; Pinopsida; Cupressales; Cupressaceae. Bases 1 to 1560 code for a protein of 519 amino acids. The transcript is spliced from 2 exons.